UGACAUCACGGUACCCACAACCCGCCGCUCCUUGAACAGUGAGUGGAAUUUUACAGUCGGAUGUUUGGCAUCAUCCCUGCUGCGAUGGCUUGUGGUUCCCAUGAAAAAUACUAUCUUUCAUUAGAAAAUAAUAUGCGCUGUAGAAAUUGCAUCAAGUUUGAUGCCUGGAUGCAUUUUUUCCAGAUCAGUAAAAUGAUAUGUCGCUGCGACAUCGUAUUGCUGCGAGUUUUACCUCUACAGGUGUGCCCGAUGCUUCCCUGACGUUUGUGGAAUAGACCUGAGUUAGUGCUAUACUAGGAGGAAGUGGAGUUUGUUGAUCUUGAAAACAAUGUCCGUAGACUUUUCUCUUUGAAACUGCUCACGGAAUUCCCCUCCAGAGUCAAGACACGGUGCUUUCAUGUCUUAGGAGCAAAGUGAUAUCAUGGUUUUCCUUUUGUCACAGGUCAUGGUCUCCCGUUAGCUAGUGUUGAACUGUCCAUCACUUCAACAUUGAACCCACCACCAACAAUUGUGAUUCCAACCAACUCCUUAAAUCGUAGUGAUUGGCACUAUUUGGUAGCAUCAAUUGCACUAUUGCAUACAGAAUUAGGAGGUUCUAAUAUAAUUGACUCAGCUCAGGUACUUGAUUUGAAGAAAGAUUAAGCUUAAUUAGGAUGCACUCGAUCCAUGCUUAUUCUUCUACACAAGUUUAAGGAUUCCAUCUAUUUGAUUUCAUCUUGAUCAAACUAAUUCUUCUUGCAAAAUCCAUUUCGGUUGGAUUCAAGUACUGUUCUUUUUCCUGGAGGUCCAUCACUUCAGUACAUGAGUGGCUAAUUGAGGGAAAAUAAACUGAGAAAAAUUUGUCUAGAAGACUAAGUUUGAACCAUCUUAAGUCCAGUUCUAGAUUUAUUUAAGAUGGGAUACCACCAAAUUGAUCUUACAGCUAAAAGUAAGAAAAUUAACCUCUUGAACUGUUCCGUACAUUCCCUUUCAUUGUAGGCAUGUAUUUCAAUAUGACUGAUGACGGCAAAAUAGCAUUGAUGUGGACGGAAGAAUCAGCUUUACAAUUUGGUGAGGACUGACGAGGAAAGAACCUAUUCCUCCUGAAGUCCUGAUGAACUGUGAGAUGAGUUAUGACCGGCAAUACCUUUCAAGAUGGUUAACAUUUUACAUGUUUAGACAAUCUUUAUAAAGUCAAGGUCAAUCAAUCAACUGCGGGAUUUAUUCACGACUCUUACAUGUUGGGCUGUACCGUGUACCUAACAUAGAAGAGCUCUAUAAGUAAACCAUGAAGAAGUAACAACAUCGUAUGUAGCAGGCUCUAUAACUCACAGAAUAUCCAAGUUCUUAAUACUUUCCAUGGCUCCCAUGGCCUUUCCUCUCAUUCUCAUAGUACUUGCACUGCUCUUGCCGCAACCAGCUAUCUUGCUGGUUGCUCCUUCCCUCCUUCGCAAUAAUGGCACAGACCUUGGUGCGCUGCUAGCCUUCAAAGCCCAGCUCUCCGAUCCUCUCGGCAUCCUUGGCAGGAACUGGACCACUAAUACAUCCUUCUGCCACUGGACCGGUGUCUCUUGCAGCCGGCGCCGACAGCGCGUCACCGCUCUUGCACUGCCAGACAUGCCCCUCCAAGGGGUGAUCUCACCUUAUCUCGGUAACCUCUCUUUCCUCCUUGUCCUAAACCUCACUGGCACAAAUCUCUCGGGCUCCAUCCCAUCUGAUAUUGGUAGAUUGAGUCGUCUCGCCAUUCUUGAUCUUAGCUUUAACAGCUUGUCAGGCACCAUCUGUCAUACCAUAGGAAACCUCACAAAGCUACAAGCCCUUGUUCUACGCGCAAACGAGCUCUCUGGGCAAAUACCGGAUGGUAUUGGUUCCUUGCUCAUGCUUCAGGUUCUUGACUUGAGACGUAACCAGCUCUCCGGUCCAGUACCUCCUAACAUCUUCAACAUGUCUAGGCUUGUGGAUAUGGUCCUAGGGAUCAACAAUCUAACAGGGCCUAUACCUAGCAACGAAAGCUUUAGCCUGCCUAUGCUGCGAGUAAUAUCUCUUUCUAGAAACAAAUUCACUGGUCGAAUUCCAUCAGCCCUUGCGGCAUGCCAGCACCUUGAGACACUUGACGUCGGGGGAAAUCUUUUUGUGGAUGUCAUGCCGACUUGGCUGGCUAAACUUCCACAGCUCACCCAACUUUCUAUAGCAAAAAAUGGCAUCGCCGGUCCAAUCAUACCUGUGCUCGGCAAUCUCACUAAGCUUAGUGUGCUUGAACUCUCAUUCUCCAACCUAAGCGGACAGAUUCCGGUGGAAUUGGCAAAACUGAGACAACUCACCUACCUCCACCUUUCCUACAAUCAGCUUACAGGUCCUUUUCCCACCUUUAUUGGGAACAUGUCUCAACUGUAUUUCUUGGCACUAGAAUCAAACAUGUUGACUGGAUCAGUACCAUCAACACUUGGAAACAUCAGGAACCUUUCACGCCUUGAUAUUCGAAUGAAUCACCUCCAUGGGGAUCUUGAAUUCUUGGCCGGCCUUUGCAAUUGCAGGCAACUCCAAAUCCUUGCCAUAUCAACCAAUUCCUUCACUGGGGUUCUGCCCAACUAUGUUGGAAAUCUCUCUAAAAAUCUGUUAGAAUUUACAGGAAUCAACAACAACUUAACAGGCGGGCUUCCAGCUACACUGUCAAAUCUAAGUGAUCUCCGUGCAAUAAGCUUCGCCAACAACCAACUAACAAAAGAAAUCCCAGAGUCCAUCAUGAUGUUGGAGAAUCUCCAAGCACUUGAUCUUUCUAGAAAUAGCAUGUCUGGCUCAAUUCCGGCUCGAAUUGGCAUGCUAAGGAAAAUUGUUAUGUUGCUACUCAACGAUAAUAAAUUCUCUGGCUGCAUACCAGAUGGCCUAGCUAACCUAACCAUGUUAGAGUACAUUUACAUAUCUUGUAACCUUCUCUCUUCCACCAUACCAUCAAGCUUGUUUUACCUUAAUAACCUUGUUGGACUAAACUUGUCACAUAACUCCCUAACCGGUGCAUUGCCUUCUGAUCCCGGCCACAUGAAAGCUAUUGACAAAAUAGAUUUGUCUUCCAACCUCUUAAUUGGUAGCCUUCCAAGUUCAUUUGGACAGCUCGCAAUGUUAACGUACUUAAAUCUGUCACACAAUUCAUUCGAAAAUUCCAUCCCAGCCUCUUUCCGUAGCUUAACCAGUUUAGCAACUUUGGACCUAUCAUCUAACAAACUUUCGGGUACUAUACCCAAUUACUUUCCAAACUUCACCUACCUUAUUAAUCUAAAUCUCUCCUUCAAUAAGUUACAAGGCCAAAUACCAACUGGAGGUGUUUUCUCAAAUCUCACAUUGCAAUGUUUGAUGGGGAAUGUUGGGCUAUGUGGUGCUCCCCGUCUAGGAUUCUCACCAUGUCUCGACAAGUCUCACCCAACUCAUGGUCGACACAUCCUCAAGUUUGUAGUCCCAGCUGUCACCAUUGUGGUUGGUGCCUUCGCAGCUUGCUUAUACCUAAUGCUCAGAAAGAAAAACAAGAAGCAACCAGAUGCUAUGGCUUCUUCUGACAUGGCUGAUGUGAUUAGCCACAGGUUAGUAUCCUACCACGAGAUUGUUCGUGCCACCGAAAAUUUCAGCGAAAGUAACUUAGUUGGAGUUGGGACUUUCGCCAAAGUUUUCAAGGGCCAACUGGACAAUGGAUUAGUAAUUGCGAUAAAAGUGCUCAAUAUGCAAGUCGAGCAGGCCGUGAGGAGCUUUGAUGCUGAAUGUCAAGUGUUGCGGAUGGCUAGGCAUCGUAACUUGAUAAGGAUAUUAAAUACUUGUUCCAACAUGGAUUUCAGAGCACUGCUGCUUCAGUACAUGCCCAAUGGUAGCUUGGCGGCACGCUUGCACACUGAAUAUAGGGAACCAUUAGGGUUCAUCAAGAGAUUGGAUAUUAUGAUCGGCGUGUCGGAGGCAAUGGAGUAUCUGCACCAUCAUCACUAUCAAGUUGUUCUACACUGCGACCUGAAGCCUAGCAAUGUGUUGUUUGAUGAGGAGAUGACGGUGCAUGUUGCCGACUUUGGCAUCGCAAAAUUACUUCUAGGCAAUGACAACUCUGUGGUUUCAGCGAGUAUGCCAGGGACAAUUGGCUAUAUGGCACCAGAGUAUGCUUUGGUGGGAAAAGCAUCACGGAAAAGUGAUGUGUUCAGCUUUGGAAUAAUGCUGCUCGAAGUCUUUUGUGGAAAAAGACCCAGUGACCCCAUGUUCACCGGAGAAUUGAGCCUGAGGCAAUGGGUUUCCCAAGCAUUUCCUGUAACUCUUAUUGAUGUUGUGGACGACAAGCUACUGCAAGAUGAAGAAAUUAAUCUUUGCUUUGAUCACCAGACCGACAUUUCUUUGGGGACUUCUCCAACUAGCAUGACUAACAACCUUCUUGUGUCAAUAUUUGAGCUGGGUCUGAUGUGUUCGAGCGAAUCGCCUGAGCAAAGGCUGGCAAUGAACGAUGUGGCCACAAAGCUGAAGAACAUGAAAAAUGGAUUACUCUCCCUCUGCAUAGGCAAUGCAAAGUCCACAACAUAGCCAGUUUUUUUUUUCGAAAAGGAAGAGCCCACAACAUAGCGAGGUGAAUCUAUAAUAAGUUUGAGUUUCCACUGUACAUCGUAUAUUGUAGCAAUAGGCAUGUAUUUCCAUUACGUGUGCAACCUUAAUAUUGUUCAGAUUAUGUUUGUAUGUC
Messenger RNA from Lolium rigidum, 4675 nucleotides. RefSeq names its product LRR receptor-like serine/threonine-protein kinase FLS2. Gene Ontology annotation, biological process: protein phosphorylation. Gene Ontology annotation, molecular function: ATP binding; receptor serine/threonine kinase binding; protein kinase activity. Lineage: Eukaryota; Viridiplantae; Streptophyta; Magnoliopsida; Poales; Poaceae. The transcript has 2 exons. The coding region runs from base 1339 to 4521 and encodes 1060 amino acids. The record is from RefSeq and is a predicted model, not a curated record.